AGAAGUAAAUAAAUGAUGAAUGACUCAGAAGCUUCCGACUGGUCGAGCUGAGGGAGGAGGAGGAUAAAGCUAUGGCGUCCCUGAAUGUCACCACCGCUUUUUUAUCCCUCCGGCAGCCGGAGUUCCCUUCCGACAAUGUGAAUCGCCGAUGCCUCAUCGGAAAUUUCCCUAAUCGGAGACCGACCAGGCCGCUCUCCAUCGCUGCAAAUUCUUCUGAGCCAUUUCUGUCCACUCCUGCCGAAAAACCUGAGAUCGAGCUUGAAUUUAUUGGGCCGAAGCCGGGAAGCGACGGAUCGUUUCCGGUGGACAAGGCUAAGGCUAUAAGUGGCGAGAAGCUGUUGAGGAAUAUAAUGCUGGAUAAAAAAAUCGAGUUGUACGCCCCAUAUGGAAAAUUGAUGAACUGUGGUGGUGGUGGAAGUUGCGGGACCUGUAUUGUCGAGAUAAUUGAUGGGAAGGAUCUAUUGAAUGAGAGAACAAAUACUGAACUCCGUUACCUGAAGAAGAAACCCGAAAGUUGGAGGCUUGCUUGUCAGACAAUUGUUGGCAAUAAAGAGAACUCUGGCAAGGUGGACCAUUGGUUACAGGUUGUGGUCCAAAGGUUGCCCCAAUGGAAGAAGUGAUUUAGAGUUGCAUCUUUAUGUAGAGGCUGUGAUUUGUUGCAAAAUCAAUAGAUUAUAUUAUUCUACACCAACCAAGACCUACCUUGAAAGCUGCUGCUCAUAAACAAAUUUGUGGCUUAACACUCAAAAUAUUAGUUGUUACCACGUUUACUUUUGCUUUACCUUUAUGUAAGUUGAAAUUGUAUAUGUUGAGAAACUUAGUGGAAAAAUGAGAGAUCAAGUCUUUUAAUUGUUAAUAUUGGCACGUGUAUUGUUUAUUCCCACUUUCUUAUACUUCAUGUAUGAAAUAAGAUUGCGAAGGAACAGGAAGAUUAUAGCG
Benincasa hispida (wax gourd) is the source of this 939-nucleotide messenger RNA. Its product is annotated as 2Fe-2S ferredoxin-like superfamily protein. Gene Ontology annotation, molecular function: electron transfer activity; 2 iron, 2 sulfur cluster binding. Gene Ontology annotation, cellular component: mitochondrion. Gene Ontology annotation, biological process: P450-containing electron transport chain. Lineage: Eukaryota; Viridiplantae; Streptophyta; Magnoliopsida; Cucurbitales; Cucurbitaceae. The record is from RefSeq and is a predicted model, not a curated record.